Triplophysa dalaica is the source of this 3213-nucleotide messenger RNA. Its product is annotated as cationic amino acid transporter 2 family protein. The transcript is spliced from 12 exons. Gene Ontology annotation, molecular function: amino acid transmembrane transporter activity. NCBI's taxonomy places the organism in Eukaryota, Metazoa, Chordata, Actinopteri, Cypriniformes, Nemacheilidae. The record is from RefSeq and is a predicted model, not a curated record. Gene Ontology annotation, biological process: transmembrane transport; amino acid transport. Gene Ontology annotation, cellular component: plasma membrane. Bases 116 to 1969 code for a protein of 617 amino acids.
GGUGAAAGUCGACAGGAGGAGCUGUGUGAUAUGAACUGUGCUCAGGAGCUCAUGACACACACACAAUCGCUCACUCGCACAUCUUGACACACAGCCUGGAUUCCAUAAACGCAGGAUGGGUUGUAACAAGGUGCUGUCCUUUGUGAAGAGUCUAUCCAGACGGAAACCACUGGAGCCCGAUGGUGAAGAGUCCAACUUCAAGCGUUGCUUGACCACCCUCGACCUAGUCGCCCUCGGGGUGGGAAGUACGCUCGGUGCAGGGGUCUAUGUCCUUUCCGGAGAGGUUGCCCGAACGGUAGCAGGUCCCAGCAUCAUCAUCUCAUUCUUUAUCGCCGCGGUGGCAUCUGUGUUCGCCGGCUUAUGCUAUGCAGAGUUCGGCGCCCGGGUGCCGAAGACGGGCUCGGCGUAUCUGUACAGUUAUGUUACAGUGGGAGAGGUGUGGGCCUUUAUCACCGGUUGGAACUUACUGCUGUCCUACAUCAUAGGCACAUCCAGUGUGGCUAGAGCGUGGAGCGGCACUUUUGAUGAUCUGAUUGGAAACCAGAUUGCAAAUUUUUUCCUCGAAAAAACACCAAUGGAUUUACCUGGCCUCGCCCCCUAUCCGGACUUCUUCGCCGCGGGCCUUAUCAUGCUGUUAGCAGGUGUUCUUGCAUUUGGGGUGAAGGAGUCGGCCAUUGUCAAUAAAAUCUUCACAGUUGUAAAUAUAGCCGUGCUUAUUUUCGUCAUCAUUGCUGGAUUUAUCAAAGGUGACAUCGGAAAUUGGCAGAUAACAGAGGAGGAAAUCUUUAACUACACGAUUACCGCAAAUCUUUCCAGUUCUAACGAAACUUUAUCCAGUUUUGGGUCGGGCGGAUUCUUUCCCUUUGGUUUCGAGGGAACGUUCGCCGGUGCAGCUACCUGUUUUUAUGCCUUCGUGGGGUUUGACUGCAUUGCGACCACAGGUGAGGAGGUGAAAAACCCUCAGAAGUCUAUCCCAGUCGGAAUCGUGGCUUCUCUUCUCAUCUGUUUCGUGGCUUAUUUCGGGGUGUCUGCCUCUCUAACACUCUUGAUGCCCUACUACAAACUAAGUCUUCAGAGUCCCCUACCUGUGGCCUUCACCUAUGUGGGUUGGGAUCCGGCGAAGUACGCUGUAGCGGUCGGAUCUCUGUGUGCUCUCUCAACCAGUCUGCUAGGCUCCAUGUUUCCGAUGCCCCGUGUGUUGUUUGCCAUGGCCAGAGACGGGCUGCUUUUCAAACCUUUGAGUAACAUGAGCGCCCGACAGAGCCCGGUCGUCGCCACACUCGUUUCUGGAGUGAUAGCAGCAAUCAUGGCCUUGGUGUUUGACCUGAAGGCUCUAGUAGACAUGAUGUCUAUUGGAACUCUCUUUGCCUACACGCUUGUGGCCAUUUGCAUCCUAAUUCUAAGAUACCAGCCAGACCCAAAUGAAAUCAUCGAAAAGGAAGAACUUAAGAAUCAGAAAUGGAAUCCCUUUCGUCCUCCCGAAUCCCCUUCUGCUGCAAGUUCUAAAGGCGUGUCUCUGCUGACCAUACUGUGCAUUGUGCUUGCGAUCAUCCUGUGCGUGACCAUAUCUCAAGGUAUAAAAGCUAAUCUGAUAGGUGAAUGGUGGAUGAUUCUGAUCAUCACUUUGGUUUCUCUGGGUCUUGUCGUGACGGCCAUCAUCAUUUGGCGGCAGCCACAGAAUAAAACAAAAGCCGCAUUCAUGGUCCCUUUGCUGCCAAUACUUCCAAUCUUUAGUACGUUCAUCAAUAUCUAUUUAAUGGUCCAGCUGGGAGGUGAAACGUGGAUCCGGUAUGCAGUGUGGAUGGCAAUUGGCUUGGCCAUCUACUUCUGCUAUGGAGUGCACUUUAGCGUACAGAAGAAACGGAGCCGGUCUUCUCAACACCCUGUCCAUGUUGACACCAUCGAUGGCAAACUGAAGACGGAAAAGUCAAAUGGAUUCACCUCAAGUGAUCUACAAACAAAGCUGUAAAGACAACACGAAUAUCUCGGCACCAGAAACAGGGCUUUAUCAUUAUCUGAUUUUGAUUUAGAAUGUCUGUGAAUAUGUACAAACAAAGUGAUACACUCUUUCAAAGAUACUUUGAAAAUAUAAAUAUUAUAAAUAUGCUUUAUUUUAUGUGUUGUUAUAUAGUAAGCUCAAAUAAUACGUUUGUAUUUUCAAUUACAGCUUUGUAUAUUUUCUACCAAGAUGUAAAAUGUAAGCAUUAAAGACUUAAAGGGAUAGUUCACCCAAAAAAGAAAAUUCUGUCAUCAUUUAUUAACCCUCAGGUUGUUCCAAACCUGUAAACGUUUAUUUGUUCUGCUAAACACAAGGGAAGAUUUUUGGAAGAAUGUAAGCGAGCAGGUCUCGCCCCCUCAUUGACUCCAACAGUAUUUAUUUUCCCUACGGCAGUAAAUAGGGGGCGAUCUGCUCGGUUACUGACAUUCUUCCAAAUAUCUUCCAUUGUGUUUAGUAGAACAAAGAAAUGUAUACAGGUUUGGAACUAUCUGAGGGUGAGUAAAUGAUGACAGAAUUCAAAUUUUUGGAUGAACUAUCACUUUAUUAAUCAUAUUUCUAAAAUCUACAGUACAUGUUAGUUGCCGAUAUUAUCAUAUCACAACAUUUUAUGUUUUAUUUUUGUUCCACAAAGUAUAUAUUGUAAGUUAUAAACAAAUGUAUUUGAUGUAAGUGCUUUAACUUGUGGAUUUAAAACUGAAUUAAAAUCACCAUAACACCUGCUUUAAAAUCCACAUCAUUGAUGCCCAUCAGUGUUGGGUGUAACUAGUUACUAAGUAAUUAGUUACUGUAUUUUAAUUACUUUUCCCUUGAAAAAGUAAAGAAAGGGAUUACUCGUAUGUUUUGUGUAAUUUAAUUACAGUUACUUUUGAUGUACUUAAACUAAAUAGUUUGUGAAAUAUAUGCAUGUGCAGUAGUGUAAUUGACAUCAAAAUUCAAAGUCUUACUUUAAAAUCUGUGCUCACAUUUGUAAUACUUUGGUCAGUUAAUAAUAUUAUUUAUUUGAAUGAAUUUAAUAAGCCGUUUCAUGUCUUUCCUUGAAUCACUUAACUAAUCAAGGUCGAUGUAGGAUAUAGAAACUAAUAAGUAAUGAGUAACUAAAUACUUUUUCGACAGAGUAAUUUGGACAGUAAUCUAAUUACACUAUUGAAUGUGUAAUGAGUAACUAGUAAUUAAUUACUUUUUCAGAGUAACUUACCCAACUCUGAUGCCCAUUG